Messenger RNA from Pocillopora damicornis (cauliflower coral), 3383 nucleotides. RefSeq lists its product as uncharacterized. NCBI's taxonomy places the organism in Eukaryota, Metazoa, Cnidaria, Anthozoa, Scleractinia, Pocilloporidae. The record is from RefSeq and is a predicted model, not a curated record. Gene Ontology annotation, cellular component: plasma membrane. Gene Ontology annotation, biological process: Ras protein signal transduction. Gene Ontology annotation, molecular function: guanyl-nucleotide exchange factor activity.
ACAUGGCGGAUGACGGCCAUUCAUUCUGUUUACACGGCGUGAGCUGUCGUGGGAAGAAUACAAUCGUUGCCUUAUCUUAUUUCAGAGGUGUGUACGUUACAUCAAAACUAUUGUUUCAUAACGCAACGAGGUCUCGAGUUUGAGUCAAGGACAGGAAGACAGAAAAAUGGCCUCGGAUGUCGAGCAAAAUUUGUGUGGAGCGAAUAACAACAUCCGUUCAGUUCCGCGCGGUGGAACGGCAUCCUUCGCGAUCACGGAGGGCGAAGUUUUGAUUGAAAGCGAAUUUUUGGAGCUGAACAGCCAGCAUCACUAUUCUAAGACGGUUCAUAUUUUAUUGACGGAUGAGUUUGUUUUUGUCAAAGAGAUGAGAGAUCUCAGGGAAUCAGACACUCAUGUGCUUCAGUACGAGUCAGCCAAAACAGUUAAGAAAUUUCUGCGUUCAGACGUGAGCAUGACGGUUUGUCAGGGAAGUCCGUUUACUUUCAAAGCUAAAUGGAGCAAAGAAGCUUCAUCGUGGAAAAGGUACGAACUCUGCGGCAAGGAAGAGGUCUGGCCGAAGUGGCUUCGGAGUUUUAGUGUGGAAGAACCCCGAGGGCAUCAUAUGAUCCCGUCCAGUAGUAUCUGUGAAAUGGAAGGCGACUCCGACUCUGAUGAUUGCAGCGAGGAAGAUGAUGGUGAAGAAAUUCAAAUGCCGGGAUAUGCUUUGACUCUUUCUGUCGAACGUACGAUUUCCAUGUGGUCUAUGUCGAUGUUGAACCCAAGCAGAGUACGUAGACAAGUUAUUGGUCAACGACGCUCUCUUCCUCAGCUUGAGGGCGAUUUGGAAAAAAUCCAUGUGGACGAUCUUUCCGAUAGUUUCACUGCAGAAUCGUUGUAUAGAUCGAACUCGCAUCCUAGAUUAUCUCUCUCCAAAUCUUUUCGAUUCCCUUCGUUGCCAGACGGUAGUGACUUGGAGAAUGUUUGUGUAGAUUCAGAUUUGAAAAAUUAUGCUUGCAGGAGUAGAGAUCAAAGUAGUACAGACUGUCCAAGUCUAGUGUUGAACUCUUCUAUGUUACAACAAUGUGAGGGGCACAGUAAAUAUGCAACCCUCACCAAAUUACAGCAGAAAGUUGAAAAUCUGCGUUCUCAUCCUUCUAAUCUUAAUUUUGUGAGAAGGAGUAAACAUGAAGAUGUACCAUUGUGGGAUACCCUAACCCCGCCUAAGCACCGUCGCAAACACUCCCUUAAUGUUGCCAUGAAUAAUGAGGCCAACAGGAUCUCUAUGCCAUCAGACUCUGGAACAAAAAGGAGUUGCCGCAGCCCUACUUUUGGCAAGCAGGAGUCAAUUGAGGAAGACAUAUCAGUAAAGGAUACCCAUGAAACCAGAACAACAGAUGCUUCAGUGAGCCCAAAAGAGACAGAUUCAUCUGGUAGUGUUAAAAUGAUUGAAAAGAGAUCAGAAUCUUUGCCCUCUUGUAAGAGACCUGAUUUGUCACAUGUUUCUCAUUCAGCUUCGGAGAGGAGAAGAAAGGUUGGGGUAGUGAGGCAGUUAGACUUCAAAGAUGAUAUGGCAGUGGACUUGAUUGACAGCAGUCAACCACCUCGCAAAGAAAAAAUUAAAAGGUUUUGGACUAUCUUAUCUAAGAAGAGACCAAAGUUAAAGACACAAUUAACAGGAGAUGACGAUUCCUUGAAAAACCUUGAUAGUAUCAAUCAUGAUGAUGACAAUUUGUCAAGUGUUUUAGAAUUUGAGUCACCACCAAAUGGCUUUGCUGGAGUUGCUCGCCGUGGUGGGCUAAGCAGCAUUUUCUCAGCUAUACCAAAAGACAAAGCAACUGGAGCAAUAUCAACCAGUGAGGAGCGAAGGACAGUAACAUCACCAGUUCAAAGCAAGCAAGACUCAUCUAUGGAAACGACUCCUAUAGGAAAACCCAGUUUCUCGUAUAGUGGAAGCAUGCGAAAGAAGAAGCUUGUCAAGAGAAUUUUGUCCCCUAUCUUCAAAGCCACUUCUCAAGAAGAAGAAACAAGUAACCAGGUCAACAGUCCAACAGGCGAGGUUCCUCAGAGCCCCGACUCAGUCGACAGUUCUGCCCCAGAUCUCUCUCAGCGACUCGUUGAUAUAGACGCUUCGCUGUUUGCGCGGGAAAUCACACUUAUUGACAAAGAACUGUUUGUGAGAAUUCCUUGGCCUGAGUUGGCCAACUGUGGCUGGAUGACUAAAGAUAAGUAUGUGACUUCCCCAAAUGUGAUGGCAAUGGUGGAGUUUUUCAACCGCAUCGCACUCUUAGCUGCGUCUGAAAUUCUGUCUCAGGAAACAACUCUAGGGCGGGCAAGAGCAAUCUCCAAAGUCAUCCAGAUCGCCGAAAAGUGCCAUCUCUUGGGAAACUUUAAUUCUCUCAAGGCUCUUUUGGCUGGUCUCCAGUCCACACCAGUCUAUAGACUGAAAGAGACCUGGAAAGAGGUGCCUUCGAAGAGGAAAAAGAAGUUUCGAGACCUGUCUAUCCUGAUGGGAGAAAGUGAGAAUUUCAGGCUGUAUCGUGAAGAGCUCUCCGCCAGUUUGGAAAACGGCCCUUGUGUACCGUUCCUUGGGAACUUUUUGACCGAAAUUGCCCAGACUCACACAUACUUGGCUUACAAAAGAAAAAACGGUGUUAAAGGAAGUAAACAAUCUUCGCUGUUGGCCCAAAACGGUAAAUUUGAUAGGGCAGAUGGAGCCAACAUCAACGGUGAAACUCCAAAAUGCAAUGGCAUUACUAGUCUCAAUGUAAACAACGUGAACGUAACGUCUGAUGGACAGAGUUCACCGCGUGACAAAGAAAGUGUCACGGUGGAUUCUAGUGAUAAGCGGACCGCUAAAGUGAAGCGGACGCCGUCACGCAGCAAGCUAUGGCGAUUUCACAACCGACAGAGUAUAAAUGAUAGUGGUGUCAUGUUGAAUCGUAGCCGGAACAACAGUGCCGAGGUUUUAGACAUUCCCAAUGGAGAUAUGCAUAAAGUCAUGACUUCGAGUUCAGAUUCGGUGAUCAACAGCUCGUGUUCGUUGAAUGAAAGCCCUCGGAGCGCAAGGAACGGUAGCGCGCGCACGUCUAACAAACCAUCUUUGUUGAGAAGACUGUCUGAAACUUCUUCGAAUCAUAAUGGGGUGUCUUUUUCGAAUAAGCCUAAGAGGCGUUUAUCGGAAACCAAGUCGAGUGAGAGUCGCCGCGCGUUUCUAAAGGGACUGGUUCGGAGAACGCCGAGCAGUCAGUCAGUGAAGGAAGGAAGGGUUUCACGUGGAACUUCUAAUGAAAAACUCACCGUCAGUCUGAGCACAUUAUCAGUCGCGGAGAACUCGAACAAUCUAAGAUUCAAAGAAUUGGCUAAAUCUCAAAGCAGUCCGUCGGUGGAGGAAGGUGGCAGGCUCU